AUGCACUGGGGAGACGCCUUAAGAAGCAGAAAGACUGCAGGAAGGACACCUCUCUUGGCUUUGCAUCAGCUCUCCCCUUCCUUGCUUGUGGAGUGUGCAGUGCAUCAGAGGCUUUCUCCCUGGCAGAGUCUAAGAGUGGUCUAUUGCAGUACGGUAGUGCCCUCUGACGAAGUGACGGUGGUUUACCAAAAUGGGUUACCUGUUAUUUCUGUGAAUCUUCCAUCCCGACGUGAACGUUGCCAGUUCACGCUUAAACCUAUCUCAGACUCGGUUGGUGUGUUCUUGCAACAGCUGCAAGCGGAGGACCGGGGAAUUGAUCGGGUUGCAAUCUACUCAGCAGAUGGUACUCGUGUUGCCUCCUCCACAGGCAUAGAUUUGCUUCUGCUGGAUGACUUCAAGCUGAUUAUUAAUGAUGUCACGUACCUUGUUAGACCACCAAAGAGAGGUAAACCAACCAAAGUAAUAUCGAUUUCUGAAGAAUCUAUAAGGAGUUGUGUGGAUAAAUGCAUAUAAAGCACUCUCUCUCUUUCCUAGAGCUAGCAGCAGAUGAACAAGGAGAAGGAGCUGAUAGGGAGACUAGAGGAACUGAAGGAGCAGCUAGCACCAUUAGAAAAAGUAAGGAUGGAGCUGAGCAGGAAGGCAGAGAAGAGGACAACCUUGGUUUUAUGGGGAGGGCUGGCCUACAUGGCCACUCAGUUUGGGAUUCUGGCCCGCCUCACCUGGUGGGAAUAUUCUUGGGACAUUAUGGAACCAGUCACCUAUUUCAUCACCUAUGGUAGUGCCAUGGCAAUGUAUGCUUAUUUCGUAAUGACUCGCCAGGAGUAUGCUUAUCCAGAUGCCAGAGACAGACAGUACUUAUUAUUUUUCCAUAAAGGAGCCAAAAAGACACGAUUUGAUCUAGAGAAAUACAAUCAACUCAAGGAUGCAAUCGCUCAGGCAGAAUUGGACCUUAAGAGGCUUCGAGAUCCACUGCAGGUUCACCUGCCCAUCCAGCAAAUUGAUGAAAAGGACUGAUCAGCCAAGAAGCUCUGAACCCCGGCAAAAAACCUGUUCAUAGCUCUUGCCUUUUUAAUUAAAGCAUUGCAGGUGGAAGCUGGGAGAUGGUGUCAGGGUGGAGGGUUUUUACCUUUAAUCAAGACAAAGGACUGUAAGGGAGGGAAACAUCUUAAAUCGGAAGAUGGGGCAUUGUGGAAUGCCUAGCUCUGAAAAGGGCUUGGCAAAUAGUCACCUUUAAAACUGUCUGAAUGACAAUUAUGUACAAAUACAGGAUUGGGGGGGUUUCAUGAAAAGAAUGUAAUGCUGGGAUAGGGGUGUCUUCUUCCAGUUUUGCAGGGUCUGCCCCUUGAUAAGACACCAGCAGCCUGCUUAGCUUUUUAAAUUUUCCUUUAUCUGAUUCAGAUCUCUCUCUUUCUCUCUCAAAAAAAGAAAAAGGGAAAAAAAAAACCCACAGAAUCCAAGCCACCUGGAGCCAUGCCUGGUGAUCGGAACUUGCGCUCCAUCACCAUUAACACGCACACUUCUGAUCAGACCUGGUCUCUUUUAUAAAGUUACUACAAGACUGCUUUCUACUGGAAAACCGUGAGCUUCUCUUCCCCAGCCCACCCCAUGUGCUCCACUGACUUCCUCCUUUGCUUAUUUGUAGCACAGAUUGAUUGUAGCCAAGUGAGAGAAGGAACAAGUUUUGUUCUGGACAUUUGAUAAUUGAUAUUUUGGAUUAUUCCUUAACUACAUAAAUUUUGAGUCGCAGUGCUCUUGAGCUCCUCCUAGAAAUCAAUGGCAGCAUUGCAUGAGAGUUUUUAUAUUCAGUCUUAAGAGAGGGAGAUUCCCCUCUUCCCACCCCAGAUCUGAUAGCCACCUGGACUGUGAAAUUAUGAAGACUUAAAGGAUUAUGAAACUGGCUCAGAAUCAUGACUCCUGUUUAACUGAACAGUGUUGGAACAUGGAAUAAUUAAACUUGAUAUUUGACUGCUUGUGUAACAAGAUAAAAGGUCUCACACAUGAUCAAAACAUUUUCCUUGUUGGGAGGCUUUUUGAAAGCCCAGGCCUCUUACAGUGCAAGACAGAACUAUUUCAGUUCCCUAGUGCACUUUCCCCUACUUAAGUAGCUUUAAAUGAACUUUGCGCCCACAGAUCAGGAUUUCUUAGGAGUGGCUAAUGACAUCGCUUGUUCUUAGCUAAAAGAAAUAGAGGAAGGGAAGUCAAGCCGUUGCCCUCUCUCCUAGCCAAGACUGACUGAUUUCUAAGCAGAUAAAACAUCUCUUGUUUUGAAGUGGGUCAGCCUCUUUUUUUAGCAUCCUGCUGAUAAAUGCUGUGGAGACAGGAUGAAGGUGGGAGAAAUGCACUAAGCUUUAUAUAUGGAAAAGCCGGCUGCUUUUUUUGACGUUUCACUACUACUCCUCACUGUGUCAUGGCAAGAGGCUUCCAUUUUUUGGAGAACCAUGUCUGAAAAAAAAAAAAUCAGUAUUAACCAGACGCCAGGUGCCUUGCAGAUGUGGAAACACAGCUGGGAUUGCUGCCUCUUCUCACUCAAUGGCAUGUUGGACUGAAUGGGUGCAUGUUUCUAGUUUUACCCCCUCCCCUUUUCCCUCUGUCUUUCAAUUUAAUUAUAUUGUGUGAUUUUUUUUUUAAUCUGUUUUAUCCUGUUUGGGUGAUGAUUUUAAAGGGAAAAAAAAUGAACACAAUCCUGUAGCUGAAUCCUUGGUGUGUGUUUGGGAUGAGGGAGGGAGCAUGGAGAAAAGUCCUUCUUUAAGAAAAAAAAAAUACUGAACAUGUGUAAAAUCCUGUAUCAUUUAUGAAAUAUGUAUAAAAGAGCAAUGUACUUCUGGAACAAUAAAUAACUAUUCAAUUUUUGAAUCUG
Messenger RNA from Struthio camelus australis, 2857 nucleotides. Lineage: Eukaryota; Metazoa; Chordata; Aves; Struthioniformes; Struthionidae. The record is from RefSeq and is a predicted model, not a curated record.